CACAAGGAAGAAGAAAAAGAACCUCCCGUCGCCUACGUUUCCCACAAUUCCUAGCGGCCAUUCUUAAUCAGUGCGUCCUCUUCAGGAAAGAGACGUUCGUUUGGUUGGUGACGGUCGUUCUUCUGCUGGUGGGGAUGUCCGUUCCAUCCACAGACACCGCCAGUCGGAGGAGAAGACCUCCUGAAUACACGUCUGAUCCCUCAUUGGAGCAAGAUCCUCAGACCUGUUGCAUUCAUGGAGCGAGCCGUGACCGACUAUGUGGAGCUCCUAGCGUCUGUGAUGAAAGCUGGGAAAUGGUCCAAAACAAACGAACCAUCAGAGCAGAGAACGAAGUGGAAGCCAACAAACUGGUUAACAACUACAGGUUUGGUUUCAGAAAAUGGAAGAGCCAUGUGACUGAGCGUCCGUUUGAAGGUCGAUCAGAUGUUGUGAAAGAGCUCUACUCCGAACUGAACGUCAUGAAGCCACGCACAGGUCAUCUCCUCACAUGUGGAAAUAUCACCUAUGUGUUUCUCUUUGGUUGGUGGGUCUCCCUGGUGUACUUCAUGGUCUGCAUUCUUAUGUUCAUUACUAUCAUAGGAGCCCCAUAUGGUAAACUUUGCUGGAGGUUGUGCUGCUAUUUCAUCUGGCCAUUUGGCAAGUCAGUAAGCGAGCCGUUUAGUUUUGACUCACUCUGUGAAAUGUCACUGGCAGGUGUGUUUGCCCCCACAAUGUUCUCAAAGGCUUAUGGGAGUCUGGUGUGCGAUGCCUGCACCAACGCCACCGGAGGAAACCAAACAAGCAACAGCAGCGGCCCGUUUGUCUGCCACAACUGCCACUAUGACCUGAACAAUGGCACAUUAUUCCAGAGCCAUGUUGAGCCACUGGUGUACUCAGUUUCUGUGCUCUUGCCAGUUGCCUACAUCAUUGGUCUAAUUUUCACUCUGAAGACACACUCACACAUUUAUGACAUCCAGGUUGGAGGACAGGUGUUUGGCCACCAUGGGGCAGUGGUCCACUGGUCACGGUGGAGGUCUCUGCUGAUCCUCAUCAUGGCGACCGUGCUCAUGUCAGUCUGUGCUGAUCUGGCCACCAAGCACAUCCAACCGAUACUCAGCCAACCUAACAUCUCUCAGUAUUUCAUAGGAGUAACAGUUGUUGCCAUGGUUCCUGAGAUCCCAGAGAUAGUUAAUGGGAUCCAGUUUGCUCUCCAAAACAACAUCAGCCUUAGCUUGGAGGUGGGAGGUUGUAUCGCGGUGCAGGUCUGCAUGCUCCAAAUUCCAGUUCUGGUCUUAUUUAAUGCCUUCUAUGAUGUGGGCUUUGUGCUCUUAUUUAGUGACCUGCACCUAUGGGCCAGCAUAUUCAGCGUAAUUCUCGUCAACUACAUCUUCAUGGAUGGAAAGUCUGACUAUUUUCAGGGUACGGCUCUGGUGAUCGUCUACCUCAUCUUACUGGCUCUGUAUUACUUUGCUCCAUCUCCAGCAGGUUGCUAAUUAGGGAACUGUAACCUUUCAUCCCAAUGCACUGCUUUCAUUAAUCUUCUAAACCCGCUCAGGGCUUUGAACUUGCUUUUGAGAAGGCGGGGGUCAGGCUGAAGUAGCAGGGCACCUUAUAAACAACUAACCUAUCAAGGGGCAUUCGCUGGUAAUUCCACAUCCCUGCCGAAGACGUGUCAAAACACAGUGUAUGAAUUGUGACUUAUCGCUGCAUUUUGUUGUGCGUUUGUUAGUAAGGACAAAGCUAAUGAUCAUUCCACUGAGUCUGGUCUGCUUGAGGUUUUCUCCUAUAACCAUAAAACACCUGUGGGAGUUUUUCUCCUUACCAGUGUUGCUAGUAUACUUCAUGUGGGUAAGGCUUCAACUAUGCUUGUGUACUAUGUCUUGUGGCGAUUUGGGUGCUCCUGUUUUUGCUUGAGGUAAUCACGGCAGAUGUGAAUGUUGAUUGUGCACCUUGCCCCAUCUGCCAAGCUCUAGUGCAACAAAACAUCACUCAUGAACAGAAAUCAUGAUCACGGUGUGGUGAUGAAAUAUAGUUUUGUUCCACUAGAAGUAACAUGUUUUUCCCCUGUCAGAUCAGCAGUGUCUUGACCUGUUUACUUCCUACAUGUCAAGCUGUGGUAGAUGCGCAACACUGAAUUUGACACCUGCAGGCAUUGUAUACAUCCCGUACAUGUUUGUAAGUUCUAAGAUGAUUAGAGUGCACACGCAGGAAACAUUAAGUCCUUUGGCAGAAACAUCUCCUAUAAGCAGGGGUCACCGACCCUAUUCAAGAAGCUCACCUGCUCUACACGUUAUCCAGCUCUCCUGCUCUGCCCACUGCUAAACUAAUAUGUACUUGGCCACUGACGAUCUAAGAAACACUGGACUUGACUACUCAGCUGUGGUUGCAGCAGGUACAUAUGGGAAACAUGCAGAGCAGGUGACCUCCAGGGCUAGGGUUGGUGAUCCCUGCUUAACAACACUUAAUUAUACACAUAGGUUGAUCCUGUAGUUAUGUUUGUGUAAUACAUAAAACUUAAUUUUGUGAUGCUUCAAAAAAAACAAAACCCUACUAUAGUUACAGAGUUCAUGUUUUGGAUGAGCCAGGACUAUAGCACCACCUAAUGUAGUGUACAAUGAUCAGACUAUAAGAAAAAGCUGCACCAUGCAUGGUAACUUCCCCUGUAUAGUUUUUGUACACCAUGGUGUAUAUUUUUACUGUUCCAGCAGGGGUGGUGGCCAAGUGGUUAAUGCGCUUGGUUUCAGUUCAGAAGGCUCCGGGUUCAAAUCCCACCCCUGCCACAUUUCUCCAUGUAAUGUGGAGUUGGGUCAGGAAGGGCAUCCGGCGUAAAACCUGUGCCAAUUCAACAUGCAGAUCCACUUUGGCUUUGCUGUGGCGACCCCGAAUGCAAACAAGGGAGCAGCCGAAGGGACUCUUUUUCUUUUUUUUACUGUUCCAAGUUGUAGAGCCUAAUUGUCCACAUUUUAAAGCAUUUUUUUGUAUACUUUAAUACUAUAAUGAAAAGUGAAAAAAAUUGUAUGAUUUAUGCAGGGAUAUUCAAUUCUGUCAAGUAACAGUUUAAAAAAUUGCAUGGCUGACUGUGCUCAGAAAAAUUCAAUGAGACCUGUGAAUACAAUAUCGUGAAAAACCUGUGGCCAGUGUUUUUAUUGAUUGUACACUUCAGAAUCACGAAAUAUGUACAUUACAGCUUUUUCUUUAUUUCCAACCAUGUAAAGUGACAUGUACACCACACUGACAUGCAAUAUACCGCCAAACUUUAACAUCAAAAUGAUGCAAAUAUAAAUAUAUUCUGAUCUUAAGCAAGGCAUUGCAUGCAAAUAAACCAGCCUGUCACAUCACAACUGAAUAUAAAUAAGGCUGUUUUAUGUCAAAUUCUGACAGGACAACAAAUCUGAGGUUCUGAAUGUGAAAACUGGCGCUGCGGUGCAGCACAUGCAAUGUGAAUAUUGUAAAUAUUUUCCCGGCACAGUUUCGCUUAAUAUAUCUUUAAAGGCUAUACAGACUGUUUAUAUUUAAAUCCAAGCCAGACAAAAUGUAAGCUUGUACACACAGGCAAGGAAGGUCUUACAGGGGAGGGAGCACCCAUCACAAUGAUUUAAACAUGCCAAAGUCCAGUUUAAGAACAAUGACUGAACCGGUUUUCCAUUGUGAUGGGGAAACUGAUCACAGUAUCCAACAUCCUGAGAAUGACGUGUACUUUUACAUCUUAAAAACGUCAACAAGCCCUCAUCUGACAUAAAGGUUACACAGCACAGACCUCUGUAGACACUCGAUCUCCCUCCCCCCCACCCCAAAAAGUGACAAUAUAAAAAUCAGAUUUAAAAUAGAAUUUAGAAUAUGUGCAAAAAUGACAAGUCACAUAGGACAACAAAACUACUUGCUACAAGUUUGGCCAAAGUUCAGAGACAAAACAUCACAGUAAUUAAAAUAAAUACAGUAACUGAAAGUGGCCUUUUUUUAAAUGAACCUCAAGCAGCAGGAUUUCCUGGCAGGCUGAGCAGCCUUGAGGGUUAA
Messenger RNA from Thalassophryne amazonica, 3993 nucleotides. RefSeq names its product low affinity vacuolar monovalent cation/H(+) antiporter-like. Gene Ontology annotation, biological process: intracellular calcium ion homeostasis; calcium ion transmembrane transport. The transcript has 14 exons. The coding region runs from base 135 to 1472 and encodes 445 amino acids. The record is from RefSeq and is a predicted model, not a curated record. Gene Ontology annotation, cellular component: membrane; endomembrane system. Gene Ontology annotation, molecular function: calcium:proton antiporter activity. Lineage: Eukaryota; Metazoa; Chordata; Actinopteri; Batrachoidiformes; Batrachoididae.